UGUAGGUCUCCACCUCAAGCUCCACAUAUUCCUGGAUCCGCCCUAGAGAAUGCCUGAAGGCCACCUGUGGUCCACUGUAUUGCUUUCCUUUCUGUACGUUCUGGGUCCUGUGCUAAGCCAGUAUGACAAAGUAUGUACAUAUGAAACCUAUCGCAGAGGUGUCCACCCACAAGGCGCAUGCGGAGACAAACUAGCCGACAUUCUCAAACUUGUUUGCAGAAAUAAUACUUCCCGGGAAAGAAAAGACAAAAUUGUUCGAAGAAAUAUGAUAAAACAAAAUUUUACGACAUCCGAAAACGUGUUCCCAUUAGAAGGAUUACGUCAUCUUGGUAUGAUUAAACCCAAUCAUCCAUCUUUAAGUUCAAGACGUUCACCUUGGAAGUCAUUCAUCAGAAAGUUUUUAUCGAACAAAGAGAAAGCACUCGCAUUUCUCUCGGGCGACUUGGAUGCAACACACGUCCUGAAAAGGGCAAAACAUUUUCCUUUUAUGAAGCGAAAUGGAGACACAAAUAUCGUAUGCGAAUGCUGCUAUCAUU
This is a messenger RNA of Saccostrea cuccullata (small rock oyster), 536 nucleotides long. Its product is annotated as con-Ins Im1-like. Lineage: Eukaryota; Metazoa; Mollusca; Bivalvia; Ostreida; Ostreidae. The annotation marks the transcript as partial. The record is from RefSeq and is a predicted model, not a curated record. The transcript has 2 exons.